AGAUUUUUUACUUUUUUGGUUGUAGACAAUAAAUAUGUAAUUAGUAGAAUAGAAUAAUUAGGUCCUAGAAUCAUUUUUAAAAAGCGAAUAUAAUAUUUACAAAUAUUCUCUCUGUCAUUAUUUGAACGAACAUGAUUAAAUUUUCGUCAAUUCGUUCUAUUUCCUGAAGCAUAUUAUGGAUAAUAAUUCUUCUGUAGCAGAAAGGUCUCGAAAAAUUCAGCAAUUAACUCUAAAUAAUGAUUAAAAUAUGCACUUUAUAUCACACGGUAUUCUUUACCAUAUUCUGCUUUGUAAAGAUAACGAAUAAGAACUCUUCUAAUAUUUAAAGACAAUAAGAACUCAAGCGAUGGAGGAAUUCAUAAACAAAUUAAUAUGGAUAUAACAAUUUGAGUUUGACGAUUUGAAAGAUCAGGCUGUUUACUAACUUGGGGCCAUUUUAGAAACUCUACUGAAAUAUAAUGAAAUGUUUCGCUUGGAUGAAGUUUUUUUUUACUACCUGAAGAAUAUUAUUUAAGGAGAUUUUUCAGAAAGAAACUUAACUUACUUUUCAAAAAUAAUAACUCUAAUUUAUGACAAUAUAGAAAGCAUUAAAACAUUUCAAGCAAUUAACAUUUUAGUAUUCUUUAAAACCAUUAAGUUACUAAAUAUUUUCAUGUACGUAGACGAUCCUAGCUUAUCCGAAUAUAAGCAAAUCAUGAUAUUAAUUAUUUAAGUUAUCUGGAAUCAUGAUAAAAUAGCUUGUCUCUCUCUUGGUAGAGAUUUAGUUAGGCUGCUCUCCGAUACCAAUAAAGAUGAGCUAGAAUAAAUUACAAAAGACUUACUAACAGUGCAACCUAAUGGCGAUACUCUCUUAGAUAUGUUAAUCAAAAAUGUAUACGUUAAGAAAGAAUAAAAAUAUUUUAUAUAUUCUGUUUUAAUUCCUUGCAAACUAGAAUAUAUGCUAGAGCCUAUGCUAAGUUCAAAUAGUUCUAGUGCAAACGAAUACAGACUAAAAUGGAUUAUGAAAUAAUAUAAAACUCCUGAGUCCAAUAUUUAAUUUUUAUUUGUUGAUAUUAUACGUUUUUUAAUUCAAAACAACAACCAACAAAACCCAAAUUGUAUAGACUGUAAGCCUCAAAUAUUUUUAUGGGCUCUUAACAAUUCAGAGAAUUUAGACCUCAUUAAAUCCCAGAUUAAAGAAGCAAUAUUCCAUGAUUGGCUAUUUUACAACGAACAAGAUGAUUUUAAGCCUAUUAUCUCUGGCCUUUAAUUUAUAAAUUGUCUUAAGGAACCAAAGAUCAUUCAAGAAAUGCUAGAAUUCAUACUUCUUUACUACCAAAAGUUUAAUCCAGCCUAGACUGAUAAAUAUAGAAAUUCAAUUAGAAAAUGCUUCUUAAUAGGAUAAUAAGAAAAGUUUAUAAAAAUAGAUGAUAUUCUAAUGAGAGUAUCAUUAAGCGACAUAAGAAAAGAAAUUAGACAGCUUUUAGAUAACACAUAAAAUUCGGGAAAUCAAAUCUAUGAAUUAUCAAUUACUAAUAAUCUUCCAAUCCCUUCUCAAUCUGUUAAAGUUGACAUUAACUCUUCCUCUGAUGAUGAAAUCUACAUUUCAGAAAAUACCUAAUUCAAGGUUUCUAGCAGAUAAAAAUUUGAUGAUGACGAUGAUGACGUAGAUAUGAAAGAAGAAGAUUCUUCUAAUUUUUACAAUCCAAGUGAUGUCCACAUUGAAGUCCAAAAUUAAAAGUAUUCAUACUAGCAAAUGAUCCCAUAAGAACCAAAGGUUGAAAAAAUAUCUAGCAAAUAUAAAAAUGUUAGAGGAUAUGAUCCUCUAAAUGUAGAAACUCCAUAUAGAUUUAAUGACUCAGAAAGUACUUCAAAUGAUAUACAGUAAAUUAGCGACAUUUACAAUCCAAGUGACAUCAAACUUUAAGACAAUUAAGCAAAGCAACCUUAUACUGCUUGCAGUGUUACUUGUAGUACCCCAAACUUGGAAGAGGAAAUAGAAGAAUAACUGGAACCUUAAUAUGAUUAGAUAGAAGAAGAAUUUGAAGAAAUAGAAGUCACAGAUUAAGCAGAAAUGUAUCUUCCUCAAGAAUUUUAUUCAAACUUUAGUGAUGAAAUCAAUUAACUUGCUCAAAAUCCAUCCAUCGAAAAUUUGCAAGAAUUUUUAAAUGAAUUCAUCAGACAAAUGAAAUCAAAGUCAAAUUCUAAAAACGAAGCUGUAAUGAUUUAGUCAGCUGCGGCUUUAAUUUAUAAUGUAUUUCAAUCCCACUUUGAUGAUUUAAAUAUAAUUAUUUAAGAGAAUGCUUGUCUGGAGAUUAUCAAUCAAUUAGCAGAUGCGCAUAGAAAAGAAAAUGACUCAGAUUACAAAAUGAUGUUUGGAAUUUUUGAAUAGCUGAAUAUUAUACAUAAUAACAUGGCUGAUUUCUUAUUUAUACAACUCUCAGCCGCAUAUUUAUAAAAAGAUAAACAAGUUGUUUUAGCUUCACUAAAAAAAAUAUAUUUAAGUAUAGUCUCUAAAGAUAAUCAAAACUCUUCUUCAAAAAUUUAAUUUGAUGUAAAGGAAGAGAUGAAUAAAAUAUACUUAAUUUUAGGACCAAAAAAUUUCUAGACCCUCAUCAAAAAUCUUGUUAUUAAUAGCUUUGAUGUUGUUUUUCUAAAUUUUAUGUUUAUGAAAUCUAUUUGCUUGUACUGCUCUUCGAGUUUUAUUAUAACUGAGCUGGUUCCCAUUAUAACUAACUUAAAACUAUUCGCUUUCACUUCAGACCUAAAUUAAACCUUCUCUAAAGCUUUUGCAAUGGUAGAAUAUGAGCAAGAUUCCUUUUGGAGAAUUUAUGAAUCAUAUUUGUUAACAAAUAUAAAGAAACCAUAAAUCAUAGAGAAUGUUAUUAAAGAAAUUUUGAUUUUCCUUUCUGAUCCGUUUGUUUAAAUAGAUGAUAAUCUUUCUUUUUGGGGAAAUCUAUCCUCCUUUUUAUCAAAAUUUUUGAAGCAAAAUAAAGAUAUCACAAUUAUGAAUUUAUUUAUUAUGGACACUAAUUAAGGAGAAAAAUUUGGGUUCCUUCUCAAAAAUGUUGAUCAAUCUGUCUUACUAGGUUUAUUUAAAAAAUUAUUAGCUUCAGAAACGUUUAAUCCUUAAUGCUUGCCUUCUUUAAUAUAAAAUUGCAUGUCAUGGAAGAAAUAUGGUAUAAAAUUCAAUUAGCAAGGAUUCAAAGAAUUUUUUGAGCCAAAGCUCUAUAAUAAAUUAUCAUAACACUUAUAACAAUCUGAGUUAAAACAGUACCAGACUAAUCUAAUGACAUUACAAAUUUAAUAAUGAAUGACUCACUCACUCUCUCUCUAUACAAAAUUAUUUAUAUAAUUAUUAAAAUUUAUUAAUUAUUUACUGUAAAUAUUAUCUUAUAUAUGUUUAAAUUUUAUUAUUUUUUUAUUAAACAUAAAUAAUUUUAUAUUG
This is a messenger RNA of Tetrahymena thermophila SB210, 3427 nucleotides long. RefSeq lists its product as hypothetical. Lineage: Eukaryota; Ciliophora; Oligohymenophorea; Hymenostomatida; Tetrahymenidae. The record is from RefSeq and is a predicted model, not a curated record. The transcript is spliced from 17 exons. Gene Ontology annotation, cellular component: cytoplasm.